Messenger RNA from Theobroma cacao (cacao), 7246 nucleotides. RefSeq names its product CELLULOSE SYNTHASE INTERACTIVE 3. Gene Ontology annotation, cellular component: cellulose synthase complex. The record is from RefSeq and is a predicted model, not a curated record. Gene Ontology annotation, biological process: anisotropic cell growth; regulation of cellulose biosynthetic process. NCBI's taxonomy places the organism in Eukaryota, Viridiplantae, Streptophyta, Magnoliopsida, Malvales, Malvaceae. Gene Ontology annotation, molecular function: microtubule binding.
CUAUGCUGUGUCUCUAUUUAUCACUCUCUCUUUCUCUGAACUCUGUCUGAUACCUCUGUUUCUGUGUGUUUACAUUGGGUAGCGUUCAUUUGGGUUUCUUUCUCAUACACUGAAUUUUAAGAAAGGCAAAAGCUUUUUACUUCGUUUUGAAGUGUGAAUUUGCCUUGGAGCAUUACUACAUUUUCUGGGUUUUAACUGUUUUGGGGCAAAACUGGGUUUAAUGUUGAAGAGUUAAAAAAGAGGUGAUGCUGCUUCAUGCGCUGCGAAGAAGGUGGGUUUGGGGUUACUAACAAGGAGAGGGAGUUCUUCGGCAUUUGCAUCUUCAGCAAAGGAGACCGAGGAGCAAGCUAAAGUGGCUUUUGUUGGUAAUGUCAAAGUCUCCCUCCCCUGAACCACGAGAUUGUGGACCCUCAUCUUCUUCUAAGCCUAGGGAAUCAUAUGGAACCACUGGAGUGGGCGAUCCCGAUGAUACAGUGGCUACAGUUGCUCGUUUUAUUGAGCAACUGCACGCCAACAUGUCUUCACCAAGUGAGAAAGAAAUUAUCACAGCUCGUGUGUUGGGUAUUGCCAGAGCAAGAAAGGAGGCAAGAACACUUAUUGGUUCUCAUGGCCAGGCAAUGCCAUUGUUUAUAUCCAUUCUCAGGAGUGGCACCCUUGUAGCGAAACUCAAUGUUGCUGCAACUCUGACUGCAUUAUGCAAAGAUGAGGACUUACGGCUGAAGGUGCUUCUAGGUGGAUGCAUUCCGCCAUUACUCUCGCUUUUGAAGUCUGAAUCAACUGAGGCCAGGAAAGCAGCAGCAGAGGCAAUAUUUGAAGUUUCCUCUGGUGGUCUUUCAGAUGAUCAUGUUGGUAUGAAAAUAUUUGUUACAGAAGAUGUAGUGCCAACUUUAUGGGAAAAACUCAGUCCAAAGAACAAGCAGGACAAAGUGGUAGAAGGGUUUGUUACCGGAGCUUUGAGGAACCUUUGUGGUGAGAAGGAUGGCUACUGGAGAGCAACACUUAAGGCUGGAGGAGUAGAUAUCAUUGUGGGUCUUCUCUCUUCUGAUAAUGCUGCUGCUCAAUCCAAUGCAGCUUCCCUCUUGGCCCGAUUGAUGUUGGCAUUCAGUGAUAGCAUCCCAAAAGUUAUAGAUUCUGGAGCUGUCAAAGCCUUGCUUCAGCUUGUAGGUCAGAAUAAUGAUACUUCAGUUCGUUCCAGUGCUGCAGAUGCUUUGGAAGCUCUUUCUUCAAAGUCAAGUGCAGCAAAGAAGGCAGUUGUGGAUGCAAAUGGUGUUCCUAGUCUCAUUGGGGCUGUUGUUGCGCCUUCUAAAGAGUGCAUGCAAGGAGAGCAUGCCCAAGCUCUGCAGGGCCAUGCGACAUGCGCUUUAGCAAAUAUUUGUGGAGGGAUGUCUGAUUUGAUACUGUAUCUUGGGGAACUAUCACAAUCUUCUCGCUUAGCUGCACCAGUUGCUGAUAUAGUCGGGGCACUUGCUUAUGCUCUAAUGGUGUUUGAGCAGAUUUCUGGUCUUGAUGAGGAACCGUUUGAUGUACCACAGAUAGAGGAUGUAUUAGUAAUGUUGCUCAAGCCUCGUGAUAAUAAGCUAGUCCAAGAUCGUGUCCUUGAGGCCAUGGCAAGCUUGUAUGGUAACACCUACCUCUCAGGAUGGCUCAAUCAUGCAGAAGCAAAAAGGGUGCUUAUUGGACUCAUAACAAUGGCUGCUGCUGAUGUCCGGGAGCAUCUAAUACUUUCUUUAACAAGCUUAUGCUGUGACAAAGUUGGUGUUUGGGAAGCUAUUGGCAAUCGAGAAGGUAUUCAGUUACUCAUAUCACUGUUGGGCUUAUCCAGUGAACAGCACCAAGAGUAUGCGGUACACUUGCUGGCCAUCUUGACUGAUCAGGUUGAUGACAGCAAGUGGGCCAUUACUGCUGCUGGUGGGAUUCCUCCAUUGGUGCAGUUACUGGAGAUGGGAUCCCAGAAGGCAAGGGAGGAUGCAGCACAUAUUUUAUGGAAUUUAUGCUGUCACAGUGAAGACAUUCGUGCCUGUGUUGAAAGUGCAGGUGCAGUACCAGCAUUCUUAUGGCUUUUAAGAAGUGGUGGACCAAAAGGGCAAGAAGCUUCAGCCAAGGCUCUUACAAAGCUUGUCCGAACAGCUGAUUCUGCCACUAUUAAUCACUUAUUAGCUUUGCUUCUGGGAGAUACUCCAAGCUCAAAGGCCCAUAUAAUUAGAGUUUUAGGCCAUGUGCUCAUAAUGGCACCACAUGAGGAUCUUGUGCAUAAGGGAUCUGCAGCUAACAAAGGACUGAAAUCUCUUGUCCAGGUUCUAAAUUCCUCUAAUGAAGAAACUCAAGAGUAUGCAGCUUCUGUCCUAGCUGAUCUAUUUAGCACAAGACAAGAUAUAUGUGAUAGUCUUGCAACUGAUGAAAUUGUGCAUCCUUGCAUGAAGCUUUUGACUAGCAAGACUCAAGUUGUUGCAACACAAUCAGCUCGAGCAUUGGGUGCUCUGUCUCGCCCAACCAAGUCCAAAACUGCUAGUAAGAUGGCUUACAUUGCAGCAGCAGAUGUCAAGCCUCUAAUUAAAUUAGCAAAAACUUCUCUUAUUGGUGCUGCUGAAACUGCUGUUGCUGCUUUGGCCAAUCUUCUCUCUGAUUCCCAUAUUGCUGCAGAAGCACUGGCUGAAGAUGUUGUUUCCGCUUUGACAAGAGUGCUGGGGGAUGGAACUUCAGAAGGUAAGAAGAAUGCAUCAAGGGCUCUUCAUCAAUUACUCAAGCAUUUUCCAGUUGGUGACGUACUCAUUGGAAAUUCUCAGUGUCGUUUUGCUGUUCUUGCACUUGUUGAUUCCUUAAAUGCAAUGGAUAUGGACACCACUGAUGCUGCAGAUGCUUUAGAAGUAGUUGCACUCUUGUCUAGAACAAAAAAGGGUGUGAAUUUAACUUAUCCACCAUGGUCUGCGCUUGCUGAGGCUCCAUCAAGUUUAGAGCCUCUUGUGCGUUGCCUUGCUGAGGGGCCUCCUCCACUGCAAGAUAAGUCCAUAGAAAUUUUGUCUAGGCUUUGUGGGGAACAACCAGUUGUUCUCAGUGAUUUGUUGGUUGCAAGAUCAAGAUCUAUUGGUUCACUAGCCAAGAGAACAAUAAAUUCUGCCAGUUUGGAAGUCAGAGUUGGAGGGGCCGCACUUCUUACAUGUACUGCGAAAGAACGUAAACAGCAGUCAUUGGAAGCCCUUGAUCAGUCUGGGUACUUAAAACCUCUAAUAGAAGCUUUAGUGGAUAUGGCAAAGAGGAAUUUAAGAUGUACCUCUUUAGAAAUUGAGGUCCGAGCCCCAAGGGAUUUUGAUAGAAAUGCAUUCCAGGAAGGCGAGGAGUUUGAUGUUCCAGAUUCUGCUACUAUAUUGGGUGGAACUGUUGCUUUGUGGUUACUGUCAAUACUGUCUUCCUGUCUUUCAAAAAACAAAAUUACCGUAAUGGAAGCUGGUGGACUUGAGGUUCUUUCUGACAAGCUUGCAAGUUAUGCUUCCAAUCCUCAGGCAGAAUUUGAGGAUACGGAAGGUAUAUGGAUUAGCGCCCUGCUUCUGGCUAUUUUGUUCCAAGAUGCAAAUCUUGUUCUGUCUCCUGCAACCAUGCGCAUAAUACCUUCACUUGCUCUUCUGCUGAGAUCUGAAGAAGUCAUUGACAGAUAUUUUGCUGCUCAGGCAAUGGCUAGUCUAGUUUGUAAUGGAAGUAAGGGUAUAAAUCUUGUCAUUGCAAAUUCAGGUGCUGUUGCUGGGUUGAUAACAUUGAUUGGCUAUAUGGAAUCAGAUAUGCCCAAUUUAGUUGCUUUGUCCGAAGAAUUUUCUUUGGUACAAAAUCCUGGUCAAGUUGUUCUAGAACAUCUUUUUGAAAUUGAAGAUGUGAGAGUUGGCUCUACUGCACGGAAAUCUAUUCCUCUUUUAGUGGAUCUCUUGAGACCAAUACCAGAUAGGCCUGGAGCCCCUCCAAUUGCUGUUCAACUCUUAACCCGCAUUGCUGAGGGAAGUGAUACCAAUAAAUUAAUCAUGGGUGAAGCUGGAGCUCUUGAUGCUUUAACAAAGUAUCUGUCUUUGAGCCCUCAAGACUCAACAGAGGCUGAUAUAUGUGAAUUACUCAGAAUAUUAUUUGGCAAUCAGGAUCUUAUUCGAUAUGAAGCAUCGCUUAGCUCCUUGAAUCAACUUAUAGCGGUGCUGCGCCUGGGUUCAAAAAAUGCUAGAUUCAGCUCUGCAAGGGCUCUCCAUCAACUUUUUGAUGCUGAAAAUGUUAGAGAUUCUGAAUUAGCAAGGCAGGCUGUACAACCAUUGGUUGACAUGCUUUGUGCUGCAUCAGAGAGUGAGCAAGAGGCUGCUCUUGUUGCCUUGAUCAAAUUAACUUCAGGAAAUACUUCAAAAGCAGCUAUAAUGACUGAUGUGGAAGGAAACCCACUUGAGAGUCUACAUAAAAUCUUAUCUUCUUCUUCAUCUUUGGAAUUGAAAAGAAAUGCUGCACAACUUUGUUUUGCACUCUUUGGAAAUACUAAAUUUAGAGCAAACCCUAUAGCCUCUGAAUGCAUACAGCCCCUUAUUUCUCUUAUGCAGUCUGAUACUAGUACAGCUGUGGAGUCUGGAGUUUGUGCUUUUGAAAGAUUGUUAGAUGAUGAGCAGCAGGUGGAGCUUGCAGCAGCAUAUGACAUCGUUGAUCUCCUCAUUGGCUUGAUUUCUGAGAGAAAUCAUGAGCUUAUUGAGGCCAGCGUAUGUGCACUCAUAAAGUUGGGGAAAGACCGCACACCAUGCAAAUUAGACAUGGUCAAAGCUGGUGUUAUUGAUAAUUGUCUUGAGGUACUCCCUGUUGUGUCCAGUUCAUUAUGCUCCUCAAUUGCAGAAUUGUUCCGCAUUUUAACAAAUAGUAAUGCUAUUGCUAGAAGUUCAGAUGCCGCAAAAAUAGUAGAGCCUCUCUUCAUGGUUUUACUUCGUCCAGAUUUUAGCUUAUGGGGACAGCACAGUGCCUUGCAAGCACUUGUAAAUAUCUUGGAGAAGCCACAAAGCCUUGCAACUCUGAAAUUGACUCCCAGUCAAGUCAUUGAGCCUCUGAUUUCAUUUCUGGAAUCACCUUCUCAAGCUAUCCAGCAGCUUGGAACAGAAUUAUUGACUCAUCUACUUGCACAGGAACAUUUUCAGCAAGAUAUCACAACAAAAAAUGCAGUGGUGCCACUGGUGCAGCUUGCUGGAAUUGGAAUAUUGAAUCUGCAGCAAACAGCAAUUAAAGCCUUGGAAAAGAUCUCUGCAAGUUGGCCGAAGGCUGUUGCUGAUGCUGGAGGUAUUUUUGAGCUUGCAAAGGUCAUCAUUCAAGAUGAUCCUCAGCCUCCUCAUGUGCUUUGGGAAUCAGCUGCUUUGGUUCUCUGCAAUGUUCUGCAUUUCAAUGCUGAGUACUAUUUUAAAGUCCCUUUAAUAGUUCUGGUCAAAAUGCUGCACUCCACACUAGAAAGCACUAUUACUGUGGCUCUUAAUGCCUUAAUUGUCCAUGAAAGGAGUGACGCUUCAAGUGUUGAACAGAUGACUGAAGCUGGAGCUAUAGAUGCGUUGUUGGAUCUACUAAGAUCUCAUCAGUGUGAAGAAGCUUCUGGAAGAUUGCUUGAAGCUUUAUUUAACAAUGUAAGAGUACGGGAGAUGAAGGUUUCUAAGUAUGCCAUUGCACCCUUAGCACAGUAUUUGUUAGACCCACAGACAAGAUCAGAGUCUGGCAGGCUUCUUGCAGCUUUAGCUCUUGGAGACCUCUCCCAGCAUGAAGGACAUGCUAGAGCCAGUGAUUCUGUUUCUGCAUGUCGUGCACUUGUAAGCUUGCUGGAGGAUCAGCCAACAGAAGACAUGAAAAUGGUUGCAAUUUGUGCAUUGCAGAACUUUGUAAUGCGGAGUAGAACUAAUAGGCGAGCUGUUGCUGAAGCAGGUGGCAUAUUAGUAAUUCAGGAACUUCUACUUUCUCUCAAUGCGGAAGUUGCUGCGCAGGCAGCACUGCUGAUCAAAUUCUUAUUUUCUAAUCACACACUUCAAGAAUAUGUAUCAAAUGAGCUCAUCAGGUCAUUGACAGCUGCACUAGAGAGAGAAUUGUGGUCCACUGCAACUAUUAAUGAAGAAGUGUUGAGAACAUUAAAUGUGAUAUUAGCCAACUUCCCUAAGCUCCAUAUAUCUGAAGCAGCUACCUUGUGUAUUCCCCAUCUCAUAGGAGCACUAAAGUCUGGGAGUGAGGGUGCGCAAGAAUCUGUAUUGGAUACCCUGUGCUUGUUAAAACAUUCUUGGUCAACCAUGCCAAUAGAUAUUGCAAAAUCUCAGUCCAUGAUUGCUGCUGAAGCAAUUCCUAUUUUGCAAAUGCUGAUGAAAACCUGUCCUCCAAGUUUCCAUGAGAGGGCAGACAGUCUAUUGCACUGCUUACCAGGAUGUUUGACUGUUACCAUCAAGCGUGGUAACAACCUAAAGCAAGCUAUGGGAGCCACAAAUGCAUUUUGCCGAUUGACAAUAGGCAAUGGUCCUCCCCGGCAAACCAAGGUUGUGAGCCACAGUACUUCUCCAGAGUGGAAAGAAGGCUUUACAUGGGCUUUUGAUGUGCCCCCAAAGGGACAAAAACUCCAUAUAAUUUGCAAAAGCAAAAAUACUUUUGGGAAGACAACUCUGGGAAGAAUGACUAUUCAAAUUGACAAAGUUGUGUCAGAGGGAGUAUACAGUGGUUUAUUCAGCCUUAAUCAUGAUAGCAACAAAGAUGGGUCUUCAAGAACACUUGAGAUCGAGAUUAUCUGGUCGAACAGGAUAUCAAACGAUGAUAGCAUGUAAAGGGUAAAAGAUUAUAUCUCUACAAGCAACCACAAUGAAAUUUACAGAAGACAGAUAAUAAUAUUAUCAGGUACAGGAGGAGUUUCGGUGUGCUUGUGUAAGUAUUAUAUAAAUAUAUAUUUGUUGAAGGUCCAGUUUUGAUAGUAAAUGCUUAAGAUGUAAAGUAUAAAUUGUUUAUUGAUGUGAGGAGAUGAAAAAGAGAAUCAGAGAGGUUUCCCUCCGGUGUCGGGGGAGUAUAAAAGCUGUUUAGAAGUUUCUUGUACAGUUGAGUCUUUAGGGACCAGCCAGAGGAAAAUGGCAUUGCAAAGAUAUGAUGAAAUUGGGCUUUUUGGCACGAAGUGCUGCCUUGUUAAAUGGUGCGAAAUGGCUGUAUUUGUGCUCAUAUUUGUGUUAUCUGGCUGCCUAGACUCUUGAAAUUCCAACAAUCCACUUCUUUGGGCGCCUAUUCAUAGACCCAAAGACGAUAA